This is a messenger RNA of Cutaneotrichosporon oleaginosum, 7215 nucleotides long. RefSeq lists its product as uncharacterized. The record is from RefSeq and is a predicted model, not a curated record. Gene Ontology annotation, cellular component: cytoplasm; cytosol. Gene Ontology annotation, molecular function: dihydroorotase activity; carbamoyl-phosphate synthase (glutamine-hydrolyzing) activity; metal ion binding. Gene Ontology annotation, biological process: UTP biosynthetic process; L-citrulline biosynthetic process; L-glutamine metabolic process. Lineage: Eukaryota; Fungi; Basidiomycota; Tremellomycetes; Trichosporonales; Trichosporonaceae.
CUUCAUGCACCCAGUGCCAGCAACCUCUCGUUCUUCUUGCUGACCUCCUCCUCCCAAAAGGCCUCCCCUUCGCGCUAGCAUCCCUCCUCGGUUAGCACAAGGCAGCCACCACCACCGUCACCACCACUGCCUCCGCUUUUAGCCUACACCAAGCGCAGCCCGCGUCAUUAGCCUUGGAAAACUUUUCCUCUCCUCCCUUCUCACAACUUCCCCUCCAGUCGUGUAGAGCAGACAAUAUGGUCGCUCCCGCUCACGACGAGGUGCCCGCGGGCACUACUCCCGUCUCCCCCGGCUCCCCAGCCCCGACCCCCAAGGUCACGGUUGCCCGUGGUGCCAGCGCGAGCACCGCCGUCUCCACUCCCCUUCCCGUUGGCUCUCUCUACCCCCCCGCGUCUAGCAAGGGUAUCGACUUUAUGGCCGGCGAGACCGAGUGGGAUGACGCCAUGGGCCGCGGUGACAUGGUCCUUGAGCUCGCUGAUGGCCUCGCCCUCUCUGGCCACUCGUUUGGUGCCGACAAGAGCAUUUCCGGCGAGUGUGUCUUCCAGACCGGCAUGGUUGGCUACCCCGAGUCGCUCACCGACCCCUCGUAUGAGAGCCAGAUUCUCAUUCUCACUUACCCUUUGGUCGGUAACUAUGGUGUGCCCGAGCGUCCGGAGGAGAUGAACGCCGAGGCUCUCAACAAGGCCUCCGAGGCCAUCCUCGACAGCAUCCCCAUCGAGUUUGAGAGCCGUCGCAUUCACGUCGCCGCACUUGUCAUUGCCAACUAUCACCCCAGCUACUCGCACCACCUCGCGUCGAGCAGCCUCGGCCAGUGGCUCAAGGAGCAGGGCGUCCCCGCCAUGUGGGGUGUCGACACCCGCAUGCUCACCAAGCGUCUCCGUGAGGGCGGUGUUCUGCUUGGCCGCGUGCUCGCUCAGAAGAAGGAGGACCCCACCAGUGGCUCGCUCACCGGCGUUGCCCAGCGUAUCCUCGGCGGCCUUGGCUCCCCCGCCUCCAUCUCCGACGCCCCUGGCGCCUGGCAGAGCGCUUACGACACCGUCCCCUUCGCCGACCCCAACCAGGUCAACCUUGUCGCCAAGGUUUCCAUCAAGGAGCCCGUCGUCUACACCGCUCAGACCGGCGUGGAGCCCAAGCUCAACGCCCGCACGGGCAAGACCAUUCGCAUUCUUGCCAUCGACGUCGGCAUGAAGUGGAACCAGAUCCGCUGCUUCCGCAACCGCGGUGUUGAGGUCAAGGUUGUCCCCUGGGACUACGACUUCAACAAGGAGGCCGGCAAGUUUGACGGCCUGUUCGUCUCUAACGGCCCCGGCGACCCAUCCAUGGCCACGGCCACGAUUGAGAACCUCAAGGUCGCCCUUGAGACCUCCAAGGUGCCCAUCUUCGGUAUCUGUCUCGGACACCAGCUCAUCGCCCUCGCUUCCGGCGCCAAGACCCGCAAGAUGAAGUACGGCAACCGUGGCAUGAACCUGCCGUGCACGUGCGCCACCUCGGGACGCUGCUACAUUACUUCGCAGAACCACGGUUACGAGGUGGAUGUCACCACCCUGAACAACGGCUGGGAGCCGCUCUUUACCAACGCCAACGACAACUCGAACGAGGGUAUCUGGAUGGGCAAGAACGGUAAGCCCUUCUUCUCGGUCCAGUUCCACCCCGAGUCGGCCCCGGGUCCUCGCGACACCGAGUUCCUCUUCGACGUCUUCCUUGAGAGCGUCGUCAACACUGCCGCCGAGGGUCGUCUCGUUUCGAUCGACAUGCCCGGCGGCGAGCUCGCCGCGCACCGCGAGCGUCUCCCUCGCGUCCAGGUCAAGAAGGUUCUUGUCCUUGGCUCCGGUGGUCUCUCCAUUGGUCAGGCCGGCGAGUUCGACUACUCGGGCUCGCAGGCCAUUAAGGCGCUCAAGGAGGAGGGCAUCUACACCAUCCUCGUCAACCCCAACAUCGCCACUAUCCAGACUUCCCAGGGUCUCGCCGACAAGGUCUACUUCCUUCCGGUCACCCCCGACUUUGUGCGCCGCAUCAUCAAGCACGAGAAGCCCGACGGCAUCUACUGCACGUUCGGUGGCCAGACCGCCCUCAACGUCGGUGUCCAGCUCAAGGACGAGUUCGAGGGCCUCGGCGUCAAGGUCCUUGGUACUCCCAUUGACACCAUCAUCACCACCGAGGACCGUGACCUCUUCGCCCAGGCCAUGGAGGAGAUCGGCGAGAAGUGCGCCGACUCGUCCUCCGCCAACAACUUCGAGGAAGCCAAGGCCGCCGCUACCCGCAUUGGCUACCCCGUCAUCGUCCGUGCCGCGUACGCGCUCGGCGGUCUCGGCUCGGGCUUCGCUACCAACGUCAAUGAGCUCGAGGAGCUCUGCAACAAGGCCUUUGCUACUUCGCCCCAGGUCCUCGUCGAGAAGUCGAUGAAGGGCUGGAAGGAGGUCGAGUACGAGGUCGUUCGUGACUGCAUGGACAACUGCAUCACUGUGUGCAACAUGGAGAACUUCGACCCCCUCGGUAUCCACACUGGUGACUCCAUCGUCGUCGCCCCCUCGCAGACGCUCUCGGACGCCGACUACAACAUGCUCCGCACGACUGCGGUUAACGUCAUCCGCCACCUCGGCGUCGUCGGCGAGUGCAACAUUCAGUACGCCCUCAACCCGUACUCCAAGGAGUACUGCAUUAUCGAGGUCAACGCGCGUCUCUCCCGUUCGUCGGCUCUUGCCUCCAAGGCCACCGGCUACCCCUUGGCUUUCAUUGCCGCCAAACUCGGUCUCAACAUUCCCCUCAAUGAGAUCCGCAACUCGGUGACCAAGAAGACGACUGCCUGCUUCGAGCCCUCGCUCGACUACUGCGUCGUCAAGAUUCCCCGCUGGGACCUUAAGAAGUUCAACCGUGUCUCGACCGCGCUCUCGUCCUCGAUGAAGUCUGUCGGUGAGGUCAUGGCUAUCGGCCGUACCUUCGAGGAGACCAUCCAGAAGGCCAUCCGCUGCAUCGACGACAGCUGGGGUGGCUUUGGCGUCAACAUUGACGUCGAGGACAUUGACCACGAGAUCCGCAACCCAACGGACCAGCGUCUCUUUGCCAUUGCCAAGGCCCUCAAGCUCGGCUACUCGGUCGAGAAGAUCAACGAAAUGUCGAGCAUUGACCCCUGGUUCCUCCGCCGCCUCGAGAGAAUCUCCAAGACCGAGGAUGUCAUGGCCAAGUACUCGGCCGCGACCAUCCCCGCCGAGCUCCUCCGCAACGCCAAGCAGCUCGGUUUCUCCGACCGUCAGAUCGCCAAGACGAUCAACUCGAACGAGCUCGCCGUCCGCCGCCUCCGUUCGGACGCCCGCAUCUCGCCGUUUGUCAAGCAGAUUGACACGGUCGCCGCCGAGUUCCCGGCAUUCACCAACUACCUCUACACGACCUACAACGCGUCUGAGCACGAUGUUACCUUCACCGACAACGGUGUCAUGGUUCUGGGCUCGGGUGUGUACCGCAUCGGUUCGUCGGUCGAGUUUGACUGGUGCGCCGUCCGCGCCAUCCGCACGCUUCGCGAGAACGGCAUGAAGACUGUCAUGAUCAACUACAAUCCCGAGACCGUCUCGACCGACUACGACGAGGCCGACCGUCUCUACUUUGAGAACAUCUCGCUUGAGACCGUCCUCGACAUCUACGACAUUGAGUCCUCGUCUGGUCUUGUCCUCUCGAUGGGUGGCCAAACCCCUAACAACAUCGCGCUUGCGCUUCACCGCCAGAACGUUAAGAUCUACGGCACUUCGCCCGAGAUGAUCGACACCGCCGAAAACCGCUACAAGUUCUCGCGUAUGCUGGACAAGAUCGAGGUUGACCAGCCGCUCUGGAGGGAGCUUACCUCGUUCGCCGAGGCCAAGGCGUUCUGCGACAAGGUCAGCUACCCCGUCCUUGUGCGCCCCUCGUACGUCCUUUCGGGUGCGGCAAUGAACGUCGUCUUCACCGAGGACGACCUUCAGACCUACCUUGGUGCCGCGACUCAGGUCUCGCGCGACCACCCCGUCGUCAUCUCCAAGUACAUUGAGGACGCCAAGGAGAUCGAGAUGGACGCCGUUGCCAAGGACGGCAAGAUGGUCAUGCACUACAUCUCGGAGCACGUCGAGAACGCCGGUGUGCACUCGGGUGACGCCACCCUUGUCCUUCCGCCCCAGGACCUCGACCCCGAAACUAUUCGCAAGAUUGAGGUUGCCACCGCCAAGAUCGGUGCUGCCCUCAAUGUCACUGGCCCGUACAACAUCCAGUUCAUUGCCAAGAACAACGAAAUCAAGGUCAUUGAGUGCAACCUCCGUGCCGCCCGCUCGUUCCCCUUCGUCUCCAAGGUCACCGGCAUCGACGCCAUCGAGAUGGCAACCAAGGUCAUGCUUGGCCUCCCCGUCACUCCUUACCCCGACGUUAAGAUGCCUCCCAACUACGUUGGUGUCAAGGUGCCCCAGUUCUCGUUCUCUCGUCUUGGUGGCGCCGACCCCGUUCUCGGUGUCGAGAUGGCCUCCACUGGUGAGGUGGCCUGCUUCGGCAAGGACCGUUACGAUGCCUACCUCAAGGCCCUUAUCUCCACGGGCAUCCGCCCCCCGAAGAAGAACGUCCUGCUCUCGUUCGGCUCGUUCAAGGAGAAGCUCGAGAUGCUCCCCUCGGUGCACAAGCUUCACAAGCUGGGUUACAACCUCUUCGCCACGGCUGGUACCGCCGAUUUCAUCCAGGAGCACGGCAUCCCAGUCAAGUAUCUCGAGGCGCUUCCGGAGGGCGAGGACAACGACCCCCAGAAGUCCGAGUACUCGCUCCAGCAGCACCUUGCCAACAACCUCAUCGACUUGUACAUCAACUUGCCCUCGAAGAACCGCUACCGCCGUCCUGCGUCGUACAUCUCCAAGGGCUACCGCUCGCGUCGUAUGGCUGUCGACUACGCCGUACCCCUGAUUACCAACGUCAAGUGCGCUAAGCUAUUCAUUGAGGCGAUCAUCCGCAAGCCUACCUUCGACAUCACCUCGGUCGACUACAAGACGAGCCACAAGACUUUCACCUUCCCUGGUCUCGUUUCGGUCCAGUCGUUCGUCCCCGGUGCCGCCGAGGCUGGCUCGCCCGACUUUGGCGUCGCCACCCAGGCUGCUAUCCGUGGCGGCUUCACCACCGUCCAGAUGGUGCCGCAGGGUGUUCGCUCGGCAGUUGAAGACGAGAUCUCGCUCCAGCGCGCCCAGCAGAACGCCACUGGCGCGGCCCACUGCGACUACAUGUUCUCUGUCGCCGCCACACCCGACAACGCAUCGCGCCUUGCUUCGGCUCUUGAGGCCGGCGCCAAGGCCCUUUUCAUCCCCUUCAACAACUUCUUCGGCCCCAGCAACAAGGUUGCCAGCGUGGCACAGCACUUCGCCGCUUGGCCUCAGGACAAGCCUAUUGUCACGGACGCGCGCGCGACCGACCUCGCCUCGAUCCUCCUCCUUGCGUCGCUCAACAACCGCAGCAUCCACAUCGCUUCGGUGUCGACGCGUGAUGACAUGGCUCUCAUUGCCCUCGCCAAGGAGAAGGGGCUCAAGGUCACCUGUGAUGUGUCCGUUUACGCCCUCUUCUUCUCGCAGGCCGACUUCCCUGAGGCCGCCAAGGUGCUCCCUUCGCAGGACGACCAGGCCGCUCUCUGGGAGAACCUCGAGACGAUCGACAUCUUCUCGGUCGGCGUGCUUCCCUACGAGCUUGGCCAGGCCCUCGGCAAGAAGGUUUCGGCCCGCAGCGGUAUCGAGGAGACCCUCCCUCUUCUCCUCACUGCUGUCGGUGAUGGUCGCCUCACCCUGGAGGACAUCACCCUCCGCCUGGCGGACAACCCUCGCGCGAUCUUUGACAUCCCCGAGCAGGCGCAGACCUACGUGGAGGUCGAGGUCAACCGCUCGUCGGUCUUCGAGCUCGAGGAGGGUGGUGACUGGUCGCCGCUCACUGGCAAGUCGGUGGCUGGUGGCGUGCACCGUGUCGUGAUCAACAACCAUUCGGUUGUCCUCGACGGCACCGCGUUCUCGAUGCCCCUCGGCCGCGACAUUUCAUUCGGCGUCGGCGCCCGCCCGGCUAUGGUUUCGCGCGCGUCGUUCACUCGCACCUCCCGCCCGAGCUUCAGCCAGCUGGCCUCGCCUGCCAUGGGCACUAUGCCGCUUGGCACGCCGGCGCGCGAGCAGCCCUCGCUCAUGUCGCUGGCUGCCCAGCCGGUCGCCCAGACUUCGCCUCUCCCUGUCUUCCCCUCGCUGCAGCCGCACCCCGCGUUCGCACGCCGCCACAUCCUCUCGGUCGGCCAGUUCACCAGGGAUGACCUGCACGCGCUCUUCAACCUCGCUUCGGAGAUGCGCACGCAGGUCGAGCGCCAGGGAUCGGUCGACACGCUCCGCGGCCGCGUCCUCUCCACUCUCUUCUACGAGCCCAGCACUCGCACCUCGACCUCAUUUGAGGCGGCCAUGAAGCGCUGCGGUGGUGAGGUCGUGCAGGUUACUGCCGAGACCUCGUCGGUUCAGAAGGGAGAGUCGCUGUCGGACACCAUCCGCACCCUUGGGUGCUACUCGGACGCCAUUGUGCUCCGCCACCCCUCGGUCGGCUCGUCGAAGGAGGCCGCCAAGUCGUCCCCCGUUCCGAUCAUCAACGCUGGCGACGGCAUCGGCGAGCACCCUUCGCAGUCGCUCCUCGACGUCUUCUGCAUCCGUGAGGAGCUUGGCUCUGUCAACGGCGUGACCGUUACCCUCAUCGGAGACCUGAAGAACGGGCGCACCGUGCACUCGCUCGUCAAGCUGCUGUCACUCUACGACGUGACGCUCAACUUCGUCUCGCCCCCGUCUCUCCAGAUGCCUGACUACGUCAAGGCCGAGGCGACGCGCGCCGGCAUCAAGUGGUACGAGCACACCAACUUGGACGCGGUCAUCGGCUACAGCGACGUGCUGUACGCGACGCGCGUGCAGAAGGAGCGCUUCGACAGCCUGGCCGAGUACGAGGCCGUCAAGGACAUGUACGUGAUCAACCACGAUGUCCUGGCGCGCGCGAAGGAGAGUGCGAUCGUUAUGCACCCCCUCCCGCGCCUCAACGAGAUCGACCCCGAGGUCGACUUUGACAGCCGCCGCGCUGCCUACUUCCGCCAGAUGCGGUAUGGCCUGUUCAUCCGCAUGGCACUGCUCACCAUGGUCCUUGGGGCUUAGACACUGUACUCUCAUCUUCAUAGUCGCGGCUAGAUCCGCAUUCAAGCAUUCAAUGCAUGUACUGGACACG